Molecule: messenger RNA, 877 nt
Organism: Gigantopelta aegis
Lineage: Eukaryota; Metazoa; Mollusca; Gastropoda; Neomphalida; Peltospiridae
Exons: 3
Coding region: 90-503 (137 amino acids)
Source: RefSeq, a predicted model, not a curated record
CAUCAUGUUUUCACAUCAAAGAAAAACAAUUCAUACAUGUUAUAAUAAUUGUCAUUUUGAAACCAAUACUGUAGUCAUUGACCAUAAUUAUGUACUGUGCAUUUGUGUUUGCAGAAGUUGUCAUCGAGCAAGAAGACUCGUGUCUGUGUCUUGAAGUGGAACAUGAUUUGGAUGUCACUGGAAAUGAAGUGCAGCCUAUACAUGUAGAAGAUGAUGAAGCUGAUGUACAAAAGACUGUACCUAAGAAGAAAUUUAAAAAUUCAAAUAUGAAAACAGGUAGUAUAGAGCUGCUACAACUGGAUAUGGAUGUCUGCAGUUUAGAAAAAGAAAAGCUAAUUGCAGAAACACUGAAAAUAAAAGCAGAAACACAAAAAAUAAAUGAAGAAUUAAAACUAAUUCUGUUGAAACAACAAUACUAUAAAAUGAAAAUUGACAGGGAACAGAGGCGAGACGCUGGCGAUAUUUUUUCAUUACAAGAUAUGGCCACUGGUAAUGAAUUGUAAACUUGCAUGCAUUCAUGAUGAUACAUGUGUUGGUUUGAACAACUUUUCAUUUUAAUAAAAAAAAAAAAAAAUUAAAUUUAAAAACCUCUCUGGAUAUUGCUUUAUAAAGACAUACAUGUACAUUCAACAUCACCAAUGUGUACCUUUUAUGAAAGUGAACAAUGACAUCUUAAGAAGAAACUAAACUUAGAAACUGUUGGUGUUAAUUUGAAAAUAACGUCUUGUCUCAGUUCCCUAUCCAUUUCAUAUUUAUAGCAUUGUUGUUGUUGUUAAUUAUUUCAGUCCCAUAUUGGUGCAACUGGAAGGUAUUAUAGGUUUUAUAUCCGUCCUGUCUGUCCAUCUGUACUACUUCAGAGUCCCUUUCAAUUUACAUA